This is a messenger RNA of Papaver somniferum (opium poppy), 2400 nucleotides long. RefSeq lists its product as uncharacterized. The record is from RefSeq and is a predicted model, not a curated record. The transcript has 6 exons. The coding region runs from base 1 to 2400 and encodes 799 amino acids. Lineage: Eukaryota; Viridiplantae; Streptophyta; Magnoliopsida; Ranunculales; Papaveraceae.
AUGCAUCCCUGGUUAGUAAUAGGUGAUCUGAAUUUCCAUCUUCAUGAUAUAUCUGAGGCUUCUAAUUUUUCCACUGAAGACAUGUAUGUUCAAGAUAAAAGGAAUAUCUGUGGUCUUAUGGACAUUGGCUACACAGCUAUCACUAAUAAAGUAAAUGACUGGUUUAAUAUUAAAGAGGAUUUCUACAAGCAACAAUCAGGUGAUACUUUCAUUACUGAAAUGGAUCAUAACACCAAAUAUUUCCACACCUUAGCUAACAGAAGAAUGUUUAUGAAAAAUAUUGAUUGUCUAUGUGAUACUAAUGGUGUUUGGUUUAAUGAUAGUGAAGAUAUUGCUAAUUUGAUUGUUGCUCAUUUUGAACAGGUUAGUAGGACUACUAAUCCAAUUUUCACUGAUAUCACUUUUGAUAUAAUUCCUACUAUUAUCACUACUCAAGAUAAUUCUUUUCUGACAAGAGUUCCAAAUAGUUAUGAAAUCCAUCAAACUAUCAAGCAAAUGAAUGCUUGGAGUUCUCCUGGCCUUGAUGGGUUUCAAGCUGGUUUUUACCAAUCCAAUUGGGAUGUAGUUGGUAAGGAUAUUAUUGAUGCUAUUCAAUGUUUUUUUGAAUUUGGUAAUAUGCCAAAAGAGUUUAAUAAAACUUAUCUUAGUUUGAUACCUAAAACUGAUAAUGCUAUGUGUCAUGUUGACUUUAGACCAAUUGGUUUGUGCAACACAGUUUAUAAGAUUAUUUCUAAGAUCAUUGCAGAUAGAAUUAAACCCCAUUUGAAGCAUCUUAUAUCUCCCUAUCAAACAUCUUUUGUUCCUGGAGGAGAUAUUCAUGACAACAUUAUUGUUGCACAUGAGAUGAUACAUACAAUGAAACAUAAAGAGGGUUAUAGUGGUACUAUGGCUUUAAAACUUGAUCUUUCUAAAGCUUUUGAUAGAAUUGAAUGGUCUUUUCUUUUAAGGUUUCUUAGACAGUUUGGUUUUGAUGAAAACUUUUGUGGAGUGAAAGCAGCAAAGAAUGCUCCAGGUAUUACCCAUCUUAUAUUUGCUGAUGAUAUCCUUAUUUUCACUAAGGCUGACAUGCAUAAUAUACAUGGUAUCAUGGAUGUUCUUGAAUAUUUUGGUAGUGUUUCUGGUCAGAUGCUUAAUCUAGACAAAUCCAGUGUCUAUUUUAGUCAUAAUAUUAAUCCUAGUACCAGAGAAAUUUUGGCUAGGGAGCUUAAGAUGACUGAAAUGACAGAUACAGAUAAAUAUCUUGAUGUGACUUUGUUAAUAGGAAGGAAUAAGACCAAAGCUUUUAGGCUAAUUGUUCAAUCUUUUGGCACUAGACUGAAAACUUGGAAAGGUAAGACUAUGAACCAUUCUGCUAGAACAACAAUGGUUAAGCAUGUACUAAAUGCCUUGCCAACCUAUCAAAUGGGUUGUUUUAGAAUCCCUAAAACUAUGAUUGAUCAAAUGGACUCUAUCCAAAAACAUUUCUGGUGGGGUCAUAGUGAUAAUAGAGGUCUUUGUCUGAUAGGAUGGAACAAACUUAAUGUUCCUAAACCUUUGGGUGGUCUUGGUUUUAGAAACCUUGAACAAUUCAAUAAUGCUUUGUUAACUAAAUUAGCUUGGAAGUCAUGUACUGAUGAUGAUUCAUUAUGUAUGCAUAUUGUUAGAGCCAACAAUGGAAAAAAUGGAAGAGAUUGGAAUAUCCAGCUAGUUAGUUCUAUUUUUGAUGAAGAAACUUAUAAUGCUAUUCUCAAUAGAAGAGGUAAGUUUUCUGUGAAAAGUGCUUAUAAUUCCCUCUGUGCUAGUCAUGUUAACAAUGCUAUAAUUGGUGAUCACACUCCUAAAGUAGUUUGGAAAAAACUCUUGCAUACAAAAGUUCCUCAUAGAGUUCAACUUUUUAUUUGGAAAUGUUUAAGAGAUAUAGUGCAUGUAAGAAGUAAAUUAGUUGUUUACAAAUAUGAAAUAGAUUCUCAUUGUAGUCUAUGCAAUCAUGGUACUGAAACUAUUAAUCAUCUGCUAGUUGAAUGUACUUAUGCUAGAUCAUUAUGGAAUGCUCUUAAUGUGGAUAUUUCAGUCAUUACUCAAAAUUUUACUUCACUGCAAGACUGGGUAAUAUCAUGGUAUUAUACUGAUGAAACUGAAGUUAAUAACUUUGCUUAUACGACUGAUUCCUAUGUUGUCAGACUAAUGUGUACAGUCUGGUACAUAUGGAAAGACAGAUGCAGAUGGAUUUUCCAGGGCAUUAAACCUAAUAUUCACAGUAUUAUUAUAAGAAUUCAUAUUCUGAUAAAACAAUGUGAUCUUGCUAAUGCUUCUUCUAGUGUUAAUAGAAACAGGUAUAUUCUUCCUAAGGGGCGUGCAUUAGCAAUAAAAGGUUACAAUUUGGAGGAGGAGAUGGAAGCUGAAGUGAGCGGAACAUUUUGA